Messenger RNA from Exophiala oligosperma, 1488 nucleotides. RefSeq lists its product as uncharacterized. The record is from RefSeq and is a predicted model, not a curated record. Gene Ontology annotation, biological process: transmembrane transport. Gene Ontology annotation, molecular function: transmembrane transporter activity. Bases 1 to 1488 code for a protein of 495 amino acids. The transcript is spliced from 2 exons. Lineage: Eukaryota; Fungi; Ascomycota; Eurotiomycetes; Chaetothyriales; Herpotrichiellaceae.
AUGGGUAUACAGAAGGACAACAGCUCCUUCGGGUGGCUAAUGCCCGGCCGGGGUAAAAAGCCAGUCUUACUCAAGUAUCGCUCAAAUAAGACUUUCAUCCUGUUUGCAAUGUGCUGGUCGGUCUUUACUGAUGUCUUUUUGUACGGGGUGAUUGUUCCCGUCAUACCAUUCGCUCUACGGGACCGUCUUCAUGUGUCAGCUGAGGAUACCCAGCACUGGGUUUCAGUCCUGCUGGCCGUUUAUGCUGCAGCCCUGCUAUUCUUUUCGCCAAUAUUUGGUUACCUUGCAGAUUGGGCCGACUCACGUAAGACAUCAUUGCUUGCCGGACUCUUCAUCUUGGCUGGCUCAACCCUCAUGCUAUGCUUGGGGAAGACAAUCCCAGUCUUGGUGGUUGGACGGAUGUUGCAAGGUGCUUCAGCGUCCGUGGUCUGGGUCGUUGCCCUUGCCUUGCUAGCUGAUACUGUCAGCGAGGAGGAGUCGGGGCAGGCCAUGGGUUAUGUGGGAAUGGCCACAUCUUUGGGCGUCUUGGUUGCGCCUCUCAUCGGUGGAGUUGUCUACGAACGGUCAGGAUACUAUGCCGUGUUCGGAGUAACAUUUGCUGUCAUUGGGGUUGACAUACUGUUCCGUCUCGCCUUGGUCGAGAAGAGACAUGCUGCUAGAUGGCUAGAAGCAGAAACACCCUCGGCGUCAGCAGCACUCUCUCAUAACGACGUCGAGCUUCAGAAUCGCCACGAACCAGAGAUCGAUGCCAGAAAGGAGGCGGGGAGCAGCACCACUGCCCCUUCUGCUGUCGCAUCCCCCAAACGAAAAUUACCACCAAUACUUGUUCUCCUCAAGUCACGUCGCAUCCUGGUAGCGUUCUGGGGCAGCAUGGUGGUGUCGAUGACAAUGACUGCUAUCGACUCGACCCUCCCUCUGUUCGUACAUCAAAUCUUCGGCUGGGAUUCACUCGGAGCCGGACUUGUCUUUCUCGCUCUGAUUGCUCCGACUUUUGUCGGGCCUCUCAUAGGUUAUUGGACAGACAAAUAUGGCCCUCGCUGGUUUGCAGCGUCAGGGCUGCUCUUCUGCGUACCUUUUUGGGUGUUGCUGAGGCUCAUCGACCAUGACAACACCAACCAAAUAGUUCUUCUCUGCGCACUGCUCGUCCUUCUAGGCGCUGCGACCACUCUUGUAAUGAUAUCCUUGAUGGCAGAGUUUAGCAAGGUCUGCGAUGCGAAGGUGCGGCAAGAUCCCGAUUUAUUCGCAGGAAAAUCGGCCUAUGCGCAGAGUUAUUCAAUCUUCAACGUGGCCUGGGCAGCAGGCAGUUUACUUGGACCUUUGAUUGCAGGUGCAAUAAAAUCAUCAUCCGGCUGGAAAACAAUGACCUGGACCAUGGCUCUUUGGUGUGCGGUUGGAGUUUUGCCCACGAUCAUUUGGUCGGGCGGAAGGAUCAAAAAAGGGAAGAGACCAAGCAACAGCGGUGGCAUCCUAAGCGAAGAAAGCACAUAG